AUGGACUAUUCACGUCCUUAUCGCUCAAAGCGUCAUCCCCCAUGCGAUCAAUGCCGUCGCAAGAAAUUGCGGUGCGAUAGGAACGCAGAAAAUACUUGCCAGCGAUGCCAGCAGCGCAACUUGCCCUGUUCAUUUGAUCGAUAUCGACCAAACGAGCCAUCUCCAUCGACUGUGCUUCCGGGUUCUGUCCCUCUUCCAGUACAAGAACCAGCUCCAACACCUGCUCCUGCUCCUGCAUCAGUUCCACCUGUUUUCAGUGACUCUCCUCUAUUUCCCACCGGAAUUCCAAUUGACCUUCCGUUCAUCACUGAAUCCACGCCAGGGCGAUUUGGACAGACUAUACAAACCCUUGAUCAACUUCCGGGUUUGUCAACUCAGGUAAUCGGUGCGUCCGGCGAAUCUGAUCCAUGGCUGCUGCGACAUUGCCGGUUCGAUGAUCGUGGUUUCCUCCGGUUUCACCAGGUCCAUUUUCGCAAUGCUGGAGGCGUGCCUCUUGAAGAGAAAAUCCCAGUGCAUUUCUUGGUGACGGCAGAAGGACUAUAUAAUGCUUCCAAGGAAGCCACAGGGUUUCCCAAGAGGGACCUCAUUCGGGAGGAAUUGGAAUCAUUGAUUUCAUUAGAAUGUGGACAACGACUUGUGGCGCUCUUUAUCAAGUUUGUUUAUCCCAUGCUACCGGUUAUUUCAAGGUCGCAGUUUGGACUCUCUCUCGCGCAACCAAUCCCUGAUCAGCAGGUCCUCCGCAACACUCCAGUCCAUCUCUUAGCCGCCAUCUAUGCAUCCGCCCAACCGUUUGCCAAAUUCGACGAAUAUCUGUGUCUUGUCAACGCCUACACUCCAUCACCCACAGACCAACUAUGGCGCAUGGUUCUGGAGCUACUGCUGCAAGAGAUCCACACUCCUCAUUUGUCUGUGAUGCAAGCUGGCCUUCUCUACCUGCACAAACCAUUAAAAGGUAAAGAAAGCGCACUCGCAGAUAGUCCCUUCAUCUGGUCAUUUGUAGGGCUGUUGGUCGGGCUGGCGUCGUCGUUGGGACUAACACUAGAAUGCCGUCCGAUGGGGCUACCGGUAUGGGAGAAACGACUGCGACGUAGACUUUGGUGGGUGAUCUACAGCGAAGACAAAUGGCGCUGUCUGUUGAUGGGCAGGCCGCCAUAUAUCCGACACGAUGAAUGGGAUGUGACGAACCUAGAUGACCAGGAUUUUGAUUUGGACCGAUUGUCUGACGAUCAAGCACGCCAGGCUGGUCUUGCCUUUCAGCACUUUAGCCGGUUAUCGUAUAUUGCAGAUGAGGUGCAGCAUGCAUUAUUCUCCCUGAGAUCUGCACAACGUUUAUCAUCAAAUUUCUCUGAAUCCCUCCAUGUCGCUCGCACUCUCCUCCGAAAGCUCAAAGAUUGGUAUUCGGCUUUACCAGCACAGCUCAAAUCACACACAGGGCACUUCACCAUCGACGACCCAACACCACAUUCCACAUCCACCAGCCUACACUUCGCCUACAUUCUCCUCGAAAUUUUCAUUUUCCGCGCCCUACUCCGACCCCUAGUCCGUUCAGCAACACCACCGCCACUCUUCGAAGAAGGCACAGAACCACUACCGACAAUGGAAAUGCACGAUCCGGAAAGCUUCAACCUCGUCGACGAUUAUAUCUCGGAGAUUGUUGAGGCGGAGGAAAUCGAACCCGUCCCGGCUAUUGAAAUGACACGCGAAACGGAUAUCGGAACUGUCAAGGCCGCAGAAAACUGCGCAGCUAUUAUGUUGCGGUUGGUUAUGCGGAUGGUAUGCAGUGACUUGUCUGGGUUUUGGUAUUCCUGGAUUCGAAUUGGCUUUGCUACUGUCUCAAGUUUCAUGUUACUCUUGGUCGUGCAAGCUCCCUCCAGAGACCAUGCAAUCCGUGCAAGGCGACUGGUAUAUAUGUGGCGACAGGCACUACGCAGUCAGAGCAAAGGCUGUGACUUGAUGGACUUGGCUCUCGUCCGGUUAGACGGGAUGCACUGGACGGGGUUGAGUCGGAAUUUCUAUCUGCCUAGACAUGUUGAGGAGGCACUUAAUAUGGACUAA
Messenger RNA from Aspergillus chevalieri, 2055 nucleotides. Its product is annotated as Zn(II)2Cys6 transcription factor. Gene Ontology annotation, biological process: DNA-templated transcription. Gene Ontology annotation, molecular function: zinc ion binding; DNA-binding transcription factor activity, RNA polymerase II-specific; DNA binding. The record is from RefSeq and is a predicted model, not a curated record. Gene Ontology annotation, cellular component: nucleus. Bases 1 to 2055 code for a protein of 684 amino acids. The transcript is spliced from 4 exons. NCBI's taxonomy places the organism in Eukaryota, Fungi, Ascomycota, Eurotiomycetes, Eurotiales, Aspergillaceae.